AGUUGAGAUAAACAGUCAGUUCUGCAGCCACUACCUGCCUGCGCAGCACACAGGGUCCAUUUGUGCUUUUACACCCAAAUCAAGUGACGUCUGGGAGCAUAAAAAAAGAAAAACAUUUGGACAGAAAUCUUUUUUUGGGGUUGGAAAAGACGAAAGACAUCUGAAGGACUCAGGUGGCCAGGAAGUUUGACAGAGCUGACAGGUUACACAGCAUCUAAAAGGCAUCUGCCAUGGGAAAUACCACCAGCAGCGCAAUAUCAAAGGAGAUCCUGGAGGACCUGAAGCUUAGCACCAAGUUUAGCGAGACUGAAAUUUCCCAGUGGUACGAGAACUUCCAGAAGCAGUGUCCCACGGGACGCAUCACGCCAGAAGAGUUUGAAGAAAUCUACACCCGCUUCUGCCCCGAGGCUGACGCCAAGAGCUACGCACGGCACGUGUUUCGCUCCUUUGACGCCAACGACGACGGCACUUUGGACUUCAAGGAGUACAUCAUAGCGUUGCACAUGACCUCCAGCGGGAAGACGACCAGGAAACUGGAGUGGGCCUUCUCGCUGUUUGAUGUGGACAAGAACGGAUACAUCAGCAAGUCCGAAGUGAAAGAAAUCUGCCAGGCCAUAUUUAAGCUGAUCCCCGAGGAGGAGCAGAAGAGGCUACCAGAGGAUGAGAACACGCCCGAGAAGAGAGCCAACAAGCUGUGGGCUUUCUUUGAUAAGAGGGACAACGAACGGCUGGCUGAAGGAGAGUUCAUCAAAGGAGUGAUUGAAAAUGAGAAUGCAAUGCGUCUCAUUCAGUAUGAACCAAUGAAACAUUAAAGUCAUUCUUAUUUAUCUCCUUUUUUCAUAUAUUUCUACUUUUAUUUUCCUUUUCCCCCAUUGAGAUCAGACUCUCCACCCUCCGCUUAACCCUCCUGCUGCCCUUGGGUCAAACAGACCCACGAGGCCUCAGUUUUAAGAUUGAGGCCUCUAGGCCUGUCACGAUAACAAGUUUUGCU
Molecule: messenger RNA, 991 nt
Organism: Nematolebias whitei (Rio pearlfish)
Lineage: Eukaryota; Metazoa; Chordata; Actinopteri; Cyprinodontiformes; Rivulidae
Gene: rcvrn2
Product: recoverin 2
Exons: 4
Coding region: 231-812 (193 amino acids)
Molecular function (GO): calcium ion binding
Source: RefSeq, a predicted model, not a curated record